Sclerotinia sclerotiorum 1980 UF-70 is the source of this 1872-nucleotide messenger RNA. RefSeq lists its product as hypothetical. The coding region runs from base 1 to 1872 and encodes 623 amino acids. The transcript has a single exon. The record is from RefSeq and is a predicted model, not a curated record. Gene Ontology annotation, biological process: negative regulation of transcription by RNA polymerase II; negative regulation of phosphatase activity. NCBI's taxonomy places the organism in Eukaryota, Fungi, Ascomycota, Leotiomycetes, Helotiales, Sclerotiniaceae. Gene Ontology annotation, molecular function: transcription corepressor activity; chromatin binding; phosphatase inhibitor activity.
AUGGCACAAGCAGUAAAAGAUAGUUUCCUGUACUUGGAGAAGUAUCGUCAACAACUUGAGGAUAACAUCGCAAAAUUACGAAAAUCACUGCAGCACUGGCAAACUUGGGAUGCUGAAUAUGAUGGCUUGAAAGAAGAAAUUCUCUCAGCAGAUCAUACCCCAAAUCGCGAUAAGCUCAUAUCGAUCGCACGAAAUUACGAAGCAGACUUGGUCAAAGGUAAAGAGAUCGAAGAAAUACUCGGCACCGGCACUCAGAGAACGGCUGAACAAGUUGUGAAUUUGUUGGAUCGGAGAUUGGAUUAUGUUCAGCAAAACAUCAACACAAUCAAGAAGCAGAUCGAAACGGCAGAGGAGAAAUUGGCAAAAGCUACUAUCAUUAGUACUCCGGACGUAAGAAAUGAGGAGGGGCUUCCUGUAACGGAAAUCAUUGAAGAGUUGGAUGAUGAGGGGAAUGUCAUUUCUUCGAGAUUAUCAAUGCCUGGAGAUGUAAAGCCACAAUUGUUGGAAGUAUUACACAAGGCUGGAAUAAUUGAACCGGUAUCAAAGGAUGAAGUUCAUGCUGCAGAGGAGGUCGAUGAUGAUGCGCCAUCUAGAAAAGCUUCAACACAAGUCGAUACUGUUUCCCCACCGACGGAAAUGAAGACGGUCGACACAAGACCCAAACCAUCCGCCACAUCUCCAAAGCCUGUACAAAAGAGCGUGAAGUUUACAAACGAUACAAAGAUAGAGCCCGUGGAAUCGAAACCAGCAAUAUCCCCUGCUGCAAAGCGCCUCGAAGAGCUUAUGCGAUCUGCCAAAGAAUCGGAGAAACUUUCAUCUGAGCCCGCCAUCAUACCUACCGAUGAAUCUCCGGAAGAUGCAGCUCUAAGGCGAGAUAUGUUACAAUAUGGAAUUUCGGAAGUCGGAUCUGUGGUGGCAGAAAUAAAUCUAGAAGAUGGCAGUGACUGGGAAUCUGAAGACUAUGCAGACGAUUCUGAUAGUGAUGACGAUGAGGAUCAAUUUGGCAAAUCGACCCGUCCAGUUGUGGAUGAUGAACUUCGUCAGCGUAUGAUCGAACUCGAAGAAAAACUUGGUGUUAGGAUGAUGGAGAAUGUUGGAAAGAAUCCAGAUGAUUAUGGUAUGGUCCAAGAAGGAAUUGGACGCAUAUCUAUCAGUGGUAAAGAUACGCAGGAUGCUGGCAAGGGAAUUCUUACAACAUCUAGCAAGGAGAAGUUGAAGGACUCAAACACUGUCAAAUCUUCUACUACCGAUGACUCUUCAAAGAAGAGCGUCAGAUUUGCAGAGGAACUAGAUAUUUCACCUGCUCCUGAGACGCCUAUUGCCUCCGCCACAAACACGGAGACUAAGGCUGCUCCAGUUGGAGAUAUCAUUGAGAGAAAAGCUCCAGGUCAAUCUUCUUCCGCACCUCCAGUACAAAAGAAGGGUUCCCGUUUCAAGACCUCUCGAACUCCGAUGAAUAAUGGUGCUAACGGUGUUUCGAAUGCCACCUCGAUUACCACAAAUCCUUCGCAUCUCAAAUUAUUUCCUGCCACUCCAGCUACUCCCAAGCCCUUUUCCCAACCGAUUCCUUUUGCACCGGCGAUUGAAAACCCUCGUCCAGUUCCGACUGGUCCUGCAAACCGCACACUUGCACCCAAAAUAAUCGAACGGGAGGUACAGCUCAACACUAAUGCAGCCGCACCUGAUGAGUUCGAUCCGCAGUUAUUACACCAAGAAGUUGCGACUGAAUAUCAUCGAAUGAGGAACAAGAUGAUUGGCAAACAAGGUGGCUUCGCUCGGGAGGAAGAGAGUGAAAUCGUGCCAUUUACGGAAGAAGAAGGAGGUCCAAAGAAAGUUAGUAGGUUUAAGGCAGCGAGGUUAGCGAAAUCUUGA